Procambarus clarkii (red swamp crayfish) is the source of this 1086-nucleotide messenger RNA. It is a transcript of the gene RpL7, whose product is annotated as ribosomal protein L7. NCBI's taxonomy places the organism in Eukaryota, Metazoa, Arthropoda, Malacostraca, Decapoda, Cambaridae. Gene Ontology annotation, molecular function: structural constituent of ribosome; RNA binding. Gene Ontology annotation, biological process: maturation of LSU-rRNA from tricistronic rRNA transcript (SSU-rRNA, 5.8S rRNA, LSU-rRNA). The record is from RefSeq and is a predicted model, not a curated record. Gene Ontology annotation, cellular component: cytosolic large ribosomal subunit.
AAAUGAGAGAGUAUAGAGUGGUGAGGGAGGGAGGCGGCGGGUGGCGGCGCUCACUUGUCCGCCGGCCGCCGCCUCCUCCGCCUUUCCCAGUGUCGCCGACAUGGUGGAGACUCAGAGUAAACCUGCAGCCACCAUAAAGGUGAGGCAGCGGAGGAAGAGGCCCGCUGACCCAGCCUUGCGCAAAAAAGCUCCUCCUAAAGUUAGGAAGGUUGCCCCUGUCAAGCCAAAGAAAGAAGCUGUGGUCCCAAAACCCCAGCCCAAGAAGAAACCUAUAACUCUUAAGCCCCCAAAAGAUAAGGCUGCUCCUAAGGACAAAGAUGCUCCCAAGGACAAAGAUGCUCCCAAAAAGCUUCCUGCAGUGCCCGAGAUCCUCUUGAAACGUCGGAGGCAGAAAAUUGCUGCUAAAAAACACAGGGUUGCUGCCAUCAUCCAGGCUAAAAAGGCCUUGAAGACAAAGCGCUUCAACAUAUUCCGCCGAGCUGAGCGUUAUAUCAAAGAGUAUCGCACUACUGAGAGGCAAGAGAUAGACUUGAUUCGUGAGGCUAAGAAGGAAGGGUCUGUGAUUGUUCCUGCAGAGUCUAAGUUGGCCUUUGUCAUCAGGAUUAGAGGUGUGAACCAGAUUCAUCCUAAGGUUCGUAAAGUGCUUCAACUUUUCCGCCUUCUCCAGAUCAACAAUGGAGUUUUCGUCAAACUGAACAAGGCCACCAUCAACAUGCUGCGUAUUGCUGAACCUUUCAUUGCUUGGGGGUACCCUAACCUGAAGUGUGUCAAAUCACUGAUUUACAAGAGAGGGUUUGGCAAGAUUGAUCGCCGUCGUGUACCACUAAUAAACAAUGACAUAAUUGAGAAGCAGCUUGGUAAGAGGGACAUCAUCUGCAUGGAAGAUCUCGUGCACGAGAUUUACACUGUUGGGGAACAUUUUCAGGCGGCCACAAACUUCUUGUGGCCUUUUAAGCUGAAUAAUCCAACUGGUGGAUGGAGGAAGAAGACUAACCACUUUGUUGAAGGUGGUGACUUUGGUAAUAGGGAGGAUCAAAUAAAUGCACUCCUUGCCAAAAUGGUCUAAAAUUAAAGAGAGAUCUAUGA